ACACUCCUCAAGUGGAAGUGUUCUCUUGGUCCUUUAUCCAACUAGUACGAGUAAAGUCCUUUUAGUAAAAGAAUAACUCUUAUGUUCGUUCCAUAGAUGUCAACAAGUUGAUAUGGCCGAGUUGGUCUAAGGCGCAGGAUUAAGGUUCCUGUCCGAAAGGGCGUGGGUUCAAAUCCCACUGUCAACAAUUUACAUUUUUAGUACGCCGAGGUGCCAGAACAUCACAGUCCAGUAAAAGUUUAACUAAUAUAGUAAACCAAAUAAAGUGGACCGACGACCAUUUUGUUUCCUUUGAUCCAAAGCAAAUCCACAGUCCAGCGAAACAUGAAUCCUCACACAACUUGAUGGAUCAUAGUCUCUCUUUUUCUCUCUAAAGCAUACUUUUCUUAACAUCACUUUAUAUCCUUCCAUGUCACAGAAGUUUGUCCGUUUCUCCCAAAGCACUCUUUCUUCCCUGUCACAAAAGAACCCUAAUCUUCUAUUCUCACCUGCCAUUAUCAUCCCAUUAUAAACCCCCCCACACACAUAUAAAUACAUAAGCUUAUGCAUUUGCAUGCAUCCAUCAACUCUAUACCUCUCUCUCUUACAGAUACGUAACAAGAGAGAAGAAGAAGGAAGAUAAAGAUGCCUGAUUGGGGACCAGUUUUUGUCGCGGUGGCGCUUUUCGUGUUGCUGACUCCGGGAGUGCUGAUUCAGAUUCCGGGGAAAAACCGAGUGGUUGAGUUUGGAACAUUUCAGACAAGUGGUCUUUCGGUUAUAGUCCAUACGCUCAUCUACUUCACGCUUGUUUGUAUUCUCUUGCUCGCUAUUCAAAUUCACAUGUGUAACCUUUUUCACCUUUACACGACAACAAUGACGGAUUGGGCUCCGGUUAUCGUCGGCGUCAUCUUGUUCGUGAUUCUCUCGCCUGGUCUUCUCUUCUCAUUGCCCGGAAACAACCGAGCGGUAGACUUCGGUAACCUCAAAACCAACGGAAAAGCCAUAGCUGUUCACACUCUCAUCUUCUUCGCCAUAUACUCCAUUUUGAUCAUCGCCGUCAAUCUCCACAUCUACACCGGUUGA
This is a messenger RNA of Brassica napus (rape), 1062 nucleotides long. RefSeq lists its product as uncharacterized. Lineage: Eukaryota; Viridiplantae; Streptophyta; Magnoliopsida; Brassicales; Brassicaceae. Bases 625 to 1062 code for a protein of 145 amino acids. The record is from RefSeq and is a predicted model, not a curated record. The transcript is spliced from 2 exons.